Messenger RNA from Aspergillus pseudonomiae, 1581 nucleotides. RefSeq names its product MFS transporter. Gene Ontology annotation, biological process: transmembrane transport. Gene Ontology annotation, cellular component: membrane. Lineage: Eukaryota; Fungi; Ascomycota; Eurotiomycetes; Eurotiales; Aspergillaceae. Bases 19 to 1560 code for a protein of 513 amino acids. The record is from RefSeq and is a predicted model, not a curated record. Gene Ontology annotation, molecular function: transmembrane transporter activity. The transcript is spliced from 5 exons.
CCCCACCCCCCUUCCGUCAUGUCGGGCACCUCUCCAUCCACACCGAAAGACCAUAUCACCAUGGUAGACCACGAUUAUAGCGACUGCAGCGAAGAUGUAUCGUUAAUCGGCGCCGACCGGGAGCAUCGACGGUCAUCUAUCCCGGACGGACUAUAUCGACACAAACAGAGCAGGAACUACAAUCCGCUCUAUAUCGCGGUAGUCGCCAGCUUGACCUUCCUGAUUACUGAUAUAGCCGGCCAAAUCAUCGUCGCACCCCGCCUGACGAUUUUCGAACAGAUCAUCUGUAGGGCGUAUUAUACUCAGGCUUCGGGAGGUGCAGGCACAGAAAUGGGAGAUUGCAAGGUUGAGCCGGUGCAGAGUGAACUGGCUUUGAUCAAUGGCUGGCGGGAGAUGUUUGAUAAUAUUCCAGCUAUCGCAGUUUCUAUACCCUAUGGAGUCGUCGCAGAUCGGUUUGGGCGUACAAAGGUCCUCUUACUUGCCAUGGUCGGUUGUCUUCUGAGCGACAUCUGGGUCGGGGUCGUGACCUGGUUCCCCGAUAUUUUCCCUCUCCGCGCUGUAUGGUUCUCCGGUAUCUGGCAACUGAUCGGUGGAGGAGGAGCUUCCGUAUCCUCUAUGGCAUUUGCGAUGAUAGCCGAUUCAUGCCCUGCAGGUUUGAGAACUACGGCAUUCUCCCAAGUCCAUGCCGCCGUCCUCAUGGCCGAGUUAGUCUCCGUCCCCGCCGGUGCUGCUCUAGCAAAUUUCAACCCCUGGAUCCCCGUCUUCGGGGCUGCGAUUUUCAUGGUCCUAGGCAUCUUGUUCGCCUACGUGGUAGUGCCAGAUAUCCGGCCGGCGGGUUCCAAGCGCGAAGGAGGCAGCGAUGGUGACUUCUUAUCCUCUGCGCAGGAGACGCAUUCCACAUGGCUCAUGUCGAUCAACCACCGUUGGCGCAAGAUUGUGGACGAGUUCAGGAAGGAUUCCUCUUGGAUCCGAGAUGUGAACAUUCUGUUGAUCAUGGCCUCCUUCUUCGUCUGCCAGCUCGGGAGAAUGAUUUCGGGCAUUACCCUGCAGUACGCUGCUGCCAAGUUUCACUGGAAAUUUGACAAGGCAUCCUUAUUAGUUUCUCUGCGGGCCGGAGUCAAUCUAUUCGUUUUGGCGGCCAUCAUUCCCGCCCUUUCGUACAUCCUGGUGAAACGCUUCAAACUCAACGACGUGGUGAAAGACAAACGAAUCACCCAGAUCAACGGCGUCUGCCUCAUCAUCGGAUCUUUUGUGAUGUUCCUCGCCGCUUCGCCUGGGACUCUGGUCUUCGGGCAGACGGUCUUCGCCCUGGGAUUUGCCUUUUCCGUCACGGCGAGGAGUUUCCUCACGGGCAUGGUGGACCCAAUGCACAUUGGAAUUGUCUUCACGGGAGUCACAACGAUGUUGUACGGAGGUCUAGUGAUCGGUAGUCCUAUGCUGGCCAAGACGUUGCAGUGGGGAUUACAGCUGGGUGGAAUCUGGGUGGGGUUGCCUUUUCUGCUGGCUGCUGUAUUGUUCACGCUAGCGCUGGGUGCCAUCACUGCGGCAAGGUCGUAUUGAUAUAUAUAUCAGCUCUUCCUC